AUGGAAUUGGAGAAGAGGUUUAAGGACCUUGACGCCCACUUCCAGCGUUUCAAUGAGGUUGACAAUCGAUUGACUGAGGUUACUCAAACUCUUUCUUCCCUGGGUGAGGUCGUUCGUCAGGUGAUAGCAACUCAGGAUGCAAUCAUGAAGAAGAUCGCAGAUCUGCCCACCUGUCAUUGUAUUGAGUUGGUAGAUGAACCAGGUACUUUGGAUGGGCAGUCAAAGGGAGACACACCGAAGAAAAGGACCAAAUUGGAAAUCGCUGUUCAAUCGGCGUUGGAGGCGGCAAAAGAUGUUCUUCGACCUCCAACACCGCCCCCACCCCCUCCAAUGGCUCCUCCAGUACCAAGAUUAAAUUUAUACUAG
This is a messenger RNA of Rodentolepis nana, 366 nucleotides long. NCBI's taxonomy places the organism in Eukaryota, Metazoa, Platyhelminthes, Cestoda, Cyclophyllidea, Hymenolepididae. The record is from the annotation of a GenBank genome assembly.